AUUCAAAACUAAUUCUACAACGUGACUUGCAAAAGGAACAUUUAUGCAUUAAUGUUAACACAUUAUCUGUUACACGAUUCAGUAUUUAUUCCUGAAAAGUAAGUCUCUUUUAGGCAAGAUCAAAGCUUCUUCAGAAAUGAAAAUGCCGUGUCUCUCAUGUUUGACUCUUCUUUUGAUGAUUAGCUACGCCGCAUCAACUGGGUACAAAAACUGUGACCAGCCAACAAAAGGGGAGAUUACAAGUCUCACCCUCUCCAGAUGUCCGGACACAAAAGACGUUUGUCAACUUGUCAAAAACACCCUGGAUACCAUAACACUCGAAUUUGUAUCUCACGUAGAUUCCAAUUCUGUAACUGGUGUAUACCAGGCGUACAGAACGAAAGAUGGAAAAGAGGAAGGAAAUCCUGAGACAAUUCCCUACUCUGAUUCUGACAUUUGCAAGAAUGAAAGUAUAAAAUGUCCACUAAGGAAUGGACAAUCCUACACUUACAAGAAUACGGUCAAUGUGACUGCACCAGACUAUGAUUACUUGUCUAAAUUUAUACUAAAAGAUGACAAUGGGGAUGAUAUUGUGUGUUUUACAGUUCCUAUUGAAUAUGUUGAUCAUUAUUGAAUAUGCUGAGAUAUACUUAAUUGUGUUGAAUGUAUUUGUCAUUAUUAAACAUGCUGCGAAACACA
This is a messenger RNA of Parasteatoda tepidariorum (common house spider), 678 nucleotides long. The record is from RefSeq and is a predicted model, not a curated record. NCBI's taxonomy places the organism in Eukaryota, Metazoa, Arthropoda, Arachnida, Araneae, Theridiidae.